AUGAUGGACCGUCUUGUCGUCGGCACGAAGGAGCUCCUGACGACGUCUAAGAUCUACGGGGCACCAGCGUACAUGGUCGUUCCCUUUGUCGUCCUUGUCGUGGUCUACGUCGUGCUCGUCGUGCGCUUUCUUGAGCACAUGCGCGGUCUGAACGUCAGUUUUACGGGCAAAAAGCGGAAAAUGGCGCUUUUAUUGGGUCCGCGUCACGCAGGCAAGACGCGCUUUUUCCACCUCGUUCGUGAUGGCGAACACGUGGAAACGGUCAGUUCCAUGAAAGAGCAGACGGGUCGCUUUAUCGUGCACGGAAAGUACAACCCCGACAAGUUUGACGCAGAGCUGACGGUCGUGGAUUUCCCUGGCCACGAACGUCUUCGCUCACGAAUGGCGGACUUUUAUCCAGUGGCAGGAUGUAUUGCGUUCUUUGUCGAUGCGAGCGACGUGCCGUCGUUCCGCCAAGCUGCCGAGUUCCUGUACGACGUUUUUGCGAACAAAAAGGUGAACGACUUGACACCACCGAUCAUGGUCGUGUGCAACAAGAGCGACAUGCGAGAGGCUGUGAGCCCACAGGUUGUGCGGGACGCUUUGGAAAAAGAGCUGACGCAACUGAAGAAAACGCGGUCGUCCUUGGAGACAGAAGGAGAUGAGGAGGAUCAGGAUUUGUCUCAGGUCCCAGUAGGACGGGAUGGCGAGUCGUUUCAGUUUGACGUGGACGCGCCGUGUGAGAUUUCGUUUGUCAAGUGCAGCGUUAAGGACGCCGAGAUUCAUGACGUCGUACGCUUUAUCCAGCAGCACUAG
Peronospora matthiolae is the source of this 795-nucleotide messenger RNA. NCBI's taxonomy places the organism in Eukaryota, Oomycota, Peronosporomycetes, Peronosporales, Peronosporaceae. The record is from the annotation of a GenBank genome assembly.